GACACACCGGACCAGUGGCUCUCCAUUGAGAAAAGGAAAUGCUACCGCUGUCACUGCCACCUUGCGUCAUUGCAUGAGAGACACUCACACUGAACUCAACUCACCGGAGUCUAUCAUCGAUCGUCAUCAACACUCGUAUACUCCGUACACAGGUUUUGUAUUUACGAAUUGGGAGUUUGGAGGCACCUUUGUUCAAAAUGUCUGACCUUCCAUUUAAAGUCGGUGAAUUGAUUGAGUCACGAUACUUUUCAAACGGUUUUCGUGGUGCAUGGUUCAGGUGCAAGAUCUUAAAGAUUAAAUAUGGUGGGAUGAGCUAUCUAUUGGAGUAUCCUGACUACCCUGAUCAAAAGAGUACUCAAAUCAAGGUGUAUCAAAAACCCACUCACAUUAACAAGUCAAAGGGACUCAACAAGGUAUUGAUGGUGCGACCUCGCUUUCCUACCAUAUAUCGUGAAAGUGAAAAGCUUGAUGUAAAUGCCAUCUCAGAAGUGGUCGUUAUUGUUGAUGACACAUGGAAGAUUGGGGAUUUGGUAGAUUGGUUUUCUGAUGGUUGCUAUUGGUGUGGAAAAGUGACUGAACUAAUUGGAAAUGACAAAGUUCAGAUUGAUUUGCUACCUCCUCCGCAUGGUGAAGGGUGUUCAUAUGAAGCUUUAAGUAAGGACCUGCGCCCUUCCUUGGAAUGGUGCCCACAGAAUGGUUGGACUGUGCCUAUGCCUACGGAGGAUGGACGUAGGUGUCCUGCUCGGAUAAUGAAUCCAGCAAAUUCAGCAGGGAAUAUUGUGAACAUAACUGCUGCUAUAGAUGGAGCCGUAAACGUUGAUCAGCCUUCAUCUAGAUCCAUGGAUACUAGAGAGAAUAUGGAUAUUGAAGUGGCUGACAAUAAAAAUGGAAGAACUUCCUUUUCCGAUAUUAUUUCAAGCUCACAUAAUUCUGAUUCAUCAAUUGAGAUUCUGGAAACGGCUCCUAUAAAUAGACAUGAUGAUGAGUAUCCUGCUAAGAUGAGAACCGCCAGUAAUAGCCUUUGUCUGAAUUCCUCUUCUUCAAAUACAACAGACUCGGCAAUUCUAGAUUUGGAGGAACUUUUAAACAGAGUUAAAUGGUUAAGGAGUGUGUUGAAAUGUGAGGUGCCUCUAUCAGGUGCUAAACGCCCAUCUUGGCAAUUUUCGCAGCAUCAUGCGUCAUGCAAUUAGUUGUUUUCUAACAACUGUAAGACCUCGGCAUACAAUCUGAUGUUGUUGAAUAAUGCCUUGUCCCCGCGGCUGGUUUGGUAAUUACCAAAGUUUCCUUUUUUUUUUCUUCUCCAUUUUUGUCUUCCUCUUGGCAGAAAUUGCCUGCAUUUUUCGUGACUCUAUUCUUGCCGCAUCAUGAUUUGCUGCAGUCGGGAAAGAACGCAGUCAUGUCGGUCUUUAUUUAAGCUUGUUAUUUUUUGAGUUACAAUAAUCUACUGCUUCUGAUCAUCAGAUCAAAUUUAACAGCUAAUAGAAUAUUGACCGUGUGAUUGCGUGAAGACAGUGACAGCAGCACAUUCAGAUUUUUUCUUGCAUAAAAUAAUGUACUAAAGUAUAGUUGAACUUAAAAUCAAAUUAAAUAAGAAAUAUAACGGAUAGAUUGAGAAAUUA
This is a messenger RNA of Vicia villosa (hairy vetch), 1619 nucleotides long. RefSeq lists its product as uncharacterized. Lineage: Eukaryota; Viridiplantae; Streptophyta; Magnoliopsida; Fabales; Fabaceae. The transcript is spliced from 7 exons. The record is from RefSeq and is a predicted model, not a curated record. Bases 198 to 1190 code for a protein of 330 amino acids.